UAUCGCUCCAGUGCUUCAGUCACUUGGCCACUAGUCCUCCAAAUAUUCGACUGUAUUCCAGCCAUAGAGUCGUCGCCUCGCAGCGGGCCGAUGGCUGCCGAUGGGUGAGUGGAGUUGUCUCCGAGAAGCGAUACAGUACCCGAUCGAUCGUCGAUCAACUGUAAGUGCGGAAGCGGUCGGUCCGGAGUCCUUCUGCGACCUCUCUAGUCCCUUCACACUGUGUCUUUGCUGUUCGCUCUGAGCCUCUGUCAUUACUACGAAUGUCUGUAUCAACAUUGACGCGCUCGACCAACCUCACGCCCGAGACGGUCCCUCUGCGCAGUGGACCUCCUACACGCGAGGAAUUGCUCGUGUACUAUCCUCCGAAGUUCACAUUCCACCAGCUCAAGACGUUCAUCAAUUCCGGGGACCUUGGAUUGCUGAAGCGCGACAAGACGCUGCAGAAGCGGUACGAGAUAUGGAGUGCGGGGAUCAGGAAGGAGUAUGGGUCCAUGGUGAACUACCUACUCUCGUACCGGCUCCAAUGGGGCAAACACGAUGCACGCUCCCUGCUCAGGUCCACCCUCGAGAUCCCCGACUCCCUCGUGUCCAAGAGCGAGGUCCCCAGCGCCGCGCGAGGCGAGCUACCUCCCCUUCCGUCGGACGCACCACCGUACUUCAAAGCAGACACGCCGGCUGAGCUGAUCAGCAUCAUCAUGAACGACUGGCCCUACUCAGUGCCCAACGAAGUCGAGCACAGCCUCGUCUGGACCCGCAUCCCCAUCCUCCCGCCAGAACUUCCCCCCGCCAUUGCACCCCGACUCCUGCAGGACGGACUCUGGGGCUUCACCGGCUCGCUCACGCCCCCACCCUCGCCGGACACGCUGCCCGAGUGUCUGGGCGCCCUCGCGGAGUGGGACGUCACGAUGGACAAACUUGUAAGAAGCCCGGAUCCCAGUCUGGAAGAGAGGGUGCUGCUGGAGGCGGCGGCGAGUGAUGUGGACACUUUUGUGAGGAGGCUUUGGAGGGAGGACGAGUGGGAGACUGCGUGGUUUGUGAACCCUCCUCGAUUGCAAAGCGUACCGGGACUGGCUCACAUCCACGUCUUCGCCAGACGAAAGACUCCGGAUGAGAUCGCUGAAUGGAAGGCCGCGAAGGGCAACUAAGGGGGUCACCUGUGUGGACAUGUGGAUGCGGACGGACAUCUUACUUGGAUCAUAGAUCGAUGGACAGCGAACGGU
Molecule: messenger RNA, 1220 nt
Organism: Rhodofomes roseus
Lineage: Eukaryota; Fungi; Basidiomycota; Agaricomycetes; Polyporales; Fomitopsidaceae
Exons: 5
Coding region: 261-1145 (294 amino acids)
Biological process (GO): N-acetylglucosamine metabolic process
Cellular component (GO): cytoplasm
Source: RefSeq, a predicted model, not a curated record